UUAGACAAAGGGCAAAAAGGUUGAGAUUUUUGGAUCUGAAGAUGGAAGUGGGAAGGCAGGUUUUCUCCGUUGAUCUGCUGGAGAGAUAUGCAGCAAAGGGUCGUGGAGUUAUUACGUGCAUGGCUGCCGGAAACGAUGUUAUCUUAUUAGGAACCAGUAAAGGGUGGAUCAUUAGGCAUGAUUUUGGAGUUGGAGAUUCUUAUGAUAUUGAUCUCUCUGUGGGUCGACCCGGUGAGCAAUCCAUACACAGAGUUUUUGUUGACCCUGGGGGAAGCCACUGUAUUGCUACCGUCGUUGGUACUGGAGGUGCAGAUACAUUUUAUACACAUGCUAAGUGGACUAAGCCCCGCGUUUUAAGCAAACUGAAAGGUCUUGUUGUGAAUACUGUUGCCUGGAAUAGACAGCAUAUAACAGAAGCUUUUACUAGGGAAGUUAUUCUUGGCACAGAAAAUGGCCAACUCCAUGAAAUUGUUGUCGAGGAGAAGGAUAAGAAAGAGAAGCACAUUAAUCUUCUGUAUGAACUAAAGGAACUUCCAGAAGCAUUCACCAGUUUGCAGAUGGAGACAGCUAGCACAGGCAAUAGAACUAGAUACUAUGUGAUGGCUGUCACUCCUACGCGACUUUAUUCUUUCACCGGCAUUGGAUCGCUGGAUACUAUUUUUGCUAGUUAUGUGGAUAGCCCAGUGCGAUUUAUGGAACUACCGGGCGAAAUACCGAACAGUGAAUUGCAUUUCUUCAUCAAGCAAAGACGAGCAGUACAUUUUGCAUGGCUUUCUGGAGCAGGUAUCUAUCACGGUGGCCUAUAUUUUGGAGCACUACAUAGUUCAACUGAGGGUGAUGUUAAUUUUGUGGAGAACAAGGGUCUUUUGGACUAUUCGAAAUUAGCUGAAGGUGCUGAAGCUGUUAAACCCAAUUCUCUGGCUGUAUCUGAAUUUCAUUUUCUGCUUCUUCUUGGGAACAAGGUUAAGGUUGUCAAUAGAAUCAGUGAGCAGAUCAUUGAGGAACUUCAGUUUGAUCAAACACCGGAAUCAAUGUCAAGGGGUAUUCUUGGAUUAUGCAGUGAUGCCUCUGCUGGAUUAUUCUAUGCGUAUGACCAGUACUCCAUCUUUCAGGUGUCUGUAAACGACGAAGGCCGGGAUAUGUGGAAGGUAUAUUUGGACUUGAAAGAUUAUGCUGCGGCUUUGGCAAAUUGUCGAGAUCCAUUACAGAGAGAUCAAGUAUAUCUAGCACAGGCUGAAGCUGCAUUUUCCGCCAAGGAUUUCCUCAGAGCAGCAUCUUUCUACGCAAAGAUUAAUCACAUAUUAUCAUUCGAGGAGGUCACUUUGAAGUUUAUUAGCGUAAACGAACCGGAUGCUUUGAGGACUUUCUUAUUGCGGAAGCUCGAUAACCUGGCAAAAGAUGAUAAAUGCCAAAUUACUAUGAUUUCCACUUGGGCAACUGAAUUAUAUCUUGACAAGAUCAAUCGACUUCUCCUCGAAGAUGACACUGCUUUAGAGAAUCGUAGUUCGGAGUACCACUCAAUCAUUAUGGAGUUCCGUGCUUUCCUCGGUGACUGCAAGGACGUGUUAGAUGAGGCGACCACAAUGAAACUCUUAGAAAGUUAUGGACGAGUAGAUGAGUUGGUAUAUUUUGCCAGUCUGAAGCAGCAGUAUGAGAUUGUGGUUCAUCAUUAUAUCCAGCAAGGAGAAGCGAAGAAAGCAUUGGAAGUUCUUCGAAAGCCUGAUGUGCCCUUAGAUCUUCAGUACAAGUUUGCCCCAGACCUCAUCAUGCUUGAUGCAUAUGAAACUGUUGAGUCAUGGAUGACAACUAAAAACCUGAACCCAAGGAAGUUAAUUCCUGCAAUGAUGCGUUAUUCAAGCGAGCCUCAUGCGAGGAAUGAAACCCAUGAAGUAAUAAAAUAUCUAGAGUUUUGCGUUCAUCGUUUGCAAAAUGAGGAUCCCGGAGUUCACAACUUGUUGCUCUCUCUCUAUGCGAAGCAGGAGGAUGAUAGUGCUCUUCUUCGUUUCCUACAAUGCAAGUUUGGCAAAGGACGACCUAAUGGCCCUGAAUUCUUCUAUGAUCCCAAAUACACACUCCGUCUUUGUCUCAAGGAAAAGAGGAUGCGGGCUUGCGUUCAUAUAUACAGCAUGAUGUCUAUGCAUGAAGAAGCAGUUGCUCUUGCCCUGCAGGUUGAUCCAGAACUUGCGAAGGCUGAAGCUGACAAGGUUGAAGAUGACGAAGACUUAAGGAAGAAGCUCUGGCUUAUGGUUGCCAAGCAUGUUGUUGAGCAAGAAAAGGGAACUAAAAGGGAAAACAUUCGGAAGGCCAUAGCAUUUCUCAAGGAGACUGACGGGCUGCUAAAGAUUGAGGAUAUUUUGCCGUUCUUUCCAGACUUUGCCCUGAUUGAUGACUUCAAGGAAGCAAUUUGCUCAUCUUUGGAGGAUUACAACAAGCAAAUUGAACAAUUGAAAGAGGAGAUGAAUGAUGCAACACAUGGUGCAGAUAACAUUAGAAAUGAUAUUAGUGCACUUGCUCAAAGAUAUGCGGUCAUUGAUCCUGAUGAGGACUGUGGGGUUUGCCAAAAGAAGAUCCUAACUGCGGGUUGGGACCAUCGGAUGGCUAGGGGCUAUACAUCAGUAGGUGUAAUGGCACCUUUCUAUGUGUUUCCCUGUGGACAUGCCUUUCAUGCACAAUGCUUGAUUGCACAUGUCACAAGGUGUACCCACCGAGCUCAGGCGGAAUAUAUACUGGAUCUGCAGAAACAACUUACUUUAACGGGAGGUGAAUCCAGUAAGGAGUCAAAUGGUGCCUUGACCGAGGAGGAUUCUAUAACUAGCAUGACCCCAACGGAUAAGAUACGAUCGCAGUUGGACGAUGCCAUAGCUAGCGAAUGUCCAUUUUGCGGUGACUUGAUGAUUCGAGAGAUCUCCUUGCCUUUUAUCCUCCCGGAGGAAGAACACGAGGCUGCCUCUUGGGAGAUAAAGCCGCACACCUUCGGAACCCAGAAGAGCCUUUCUUUAGUUCUAUGAUGAUUGAAGUUUCAUGUGUAAGCAGAUAUCUGUUCACACUUCACCCCCACAGGCAAUGUUUCUUUCGAACGACCCUUUUCAUUGUUGUUUAGAAUUUUUCCCUUUGUCCUUAAUUAUUCGUGAUGAUAUAGUUCCCGAAGUGAUGAGUGACUGAACUCGUGUUCUAUAAUAGGUUUUGUGUAAUUUGAGAGGCAAUUUCUUAAUAGAGAGCUUGCAAAUUGUUAUUCGGAGAGAGAACAAAAUCU
Molecule: messenger RNA, 3253 nt
Organism: Rhododendron vialii
Lineage: Eukaryota; Viridiplantae; Streptophyta; Magnoliopsida; Ericales; Ericaceae
Product: vacuolar sorting protein 18
Exons: 24
Coding region: 42-3008 (988 amino acids)
Biological process (GO): vacuole organization; endosome organization; intracellular protein transport
Cellular component (GO): HOPS complex; endosome
Molecular function (GO): protein-macromolecule adaptor activity
Source: RefSeq, a predicted model, not a curated record